AAAAAACUCCAUUGAUAAUAAACCAACAGUGCAUUGCACAAUGGAGAGAAGCAAAGUGCAAGUGCUUUACGAUGCCUGUAAUGCUGUGUUUUCUCAGAAGAAACUUCCAAGUUUCCAACAGAUUCAAUGGCUGAAAAGCAUCCUAGAUUUAUUUGAAGCUGUUGAUGUUGGGAUAGAUGAAUUUAGCUUGCAUGGACGGAGCAUCAAGGGACUGGUUUGUGGGCAAGCAGUCUCUGAAAUUACAUACAUUCACAUUCACGAGUGUGACAGUUUCUCUGUAGGCGUUUUUUGCUUCCCAGCAGGUGUGACUUUUCCCCUUCAUGAUCACCCGGGCAUGACUGUUCUAAGCAAACUUCUGUAUGGAUCCCUUUACAUCAAAGCCUACGAUUGGAUGAAGGUGCAGAAAUCAAGCUGCCGAAUAAAUGGAAUAGCAGGCAUGGUGGUAGAUGCAAUAUUGAAUGCACCAUGUGAACCAUCUAUCCUGUUUCCGAAAAGCGGUGGAAACAUUCAUUCGUUUACUGCCUUGACUCCCUGUGCAAUAUUGGAUGUUUUAUCUCCACCAUACUCUGAAGAAAGGCCUUCCACUUACUUUUCUGACUUUCCGAUUCCCUCUCUUCCCGGUUAUGCAAUACUUGAGGAAAUAGAUAUACCCCAAGACCUAGUUGUUUCUGGAGCACCAUACCUUGGCCCUCCAGUUGAUUUCGGAGACGAUGAAACCGAAAUGUUGGUGUGAAUAUAUAGAAGUUUUCUUCUUAGGAAAUUCUUAGGAGGCCCUGUGAUGGGCUGAAUGAUGAAUCUUAGCGUUAGCAUGUAGAAUAUAUGUGGUGUGCGUACAUAUAUACAGUGUAAUACAGUGUCCUAAAUGAAUGUGAACAAGAAAGAUGGUGAAGCAUAAUGUUUGUUCUGGUUUUCUAUGGACCGAAUGGGCUUUGACUGGGCUCCCUUAUUAGUGUCAUGGGGUGGACUUUGUGAUUC
This is a messenger RNA of Mangifera indica (mango), 975 nucleotides long. RefSeq names its product plant cysteine oxidase 1-like. The transcript has 5 exons. Lineage: Eukaryota; Viridiplantae; Streptophyta; Magnoliopsida; Sapindales; Anacardiaceae. The record is from RefSeq and is a predicted model, not a curated record. Gene Ontology annotation, molecular function: oxidoreductase activity, acting on single donors with incorporation of molecular oxygen, incorporation of two atoms of oxygen. The coding region runs from base 41 to 733 and encodes 230 amino acids.